GCACUAGGGCCGUGGUCGUGCCGGCCCGCGGACGCUCGUUCGCUGCCUGCGCGGCGUCCGCCCGGGCCUUUGGAGUGUCGCCGCCGCCUGGCCGGCUCCAGAAGCCGAAGUUAAGAAACUUCUCUGCAGUGAGAUGAUUGAAUGCUAUGUAGCCUUCUGUUCCUCACCCACCUCGAAUGGUUUCAUUUAAUGGACCACCAGGGAGGCAGUACUGCAUUUAUCUUUUCAGUGUUGCAGUCUUGAAGUAUCUGUGGAAUCUGAAAAUACUAUGGAGCCCAUCAGAGUGUGUCACUGAAGAAUAAAAUGGCUGAAAAAUUUAAAGUGCUAAAGAUUCAACAGUGUGUUGUAGCCAACAAACUACCUAAGAAUAGACCAUAUAUUUGCAAUAUUUGCCUCAAGCACUUUGAAACACCAUCAAAACUAGCGAGACACUAUCUUAUUCAUACUGGUCAAAAACCAUUUGAAUGUGAUGUGUGUCAUAAAACUUUUAGACAGUUAGUCCACCUGGAGAGACAUCAGUUAACUCAUAAUCUGCCUUUUAAAUGUAGCAUCUGUCAGCGCUACUUUAAAAAUAUGAAGACAUUCAUCAAACACCAACAACUUCAUAAAGAAACCUACCAGAAUGAUGUUAAACAGGUCAAAAGAUUGUUGGAGGACAAACAAGAUAAAACAAUGUAUGGAGUGUACCACACUUUGACCACAGAGGAGAGACGGACAGUGCAUCCACGCUCUAAGUCUGAACCUACAUACAACCCUGCAAAUAAAAGAAAGAAUAUUCAUGCAUGUAAAAUCUGUGGCAAGAUGUUUCCGUCACAAUCAAAACUUGAUAGGCAUGCACUCAUUCAUACUGGUCAGAGACCUUUUAAAUGUGUCCUGUGCAGCAAAUCUUUCCGACAGUCAACUCAUUUAAAAAUUCACCAACUCACACACUCAGAAGAAAGACCUUUUCAAUGUUGUUUUUGUCAAAAAGGAUUUAAGAUUCAAAGCAAACUUGUGAAGCAUAAACAAAUCCAUACUAGGAAUAAGACUUUUCAGACCCUUUCAUUAAAAGGAAAGAGUACAGAGUCAUGCCCCUUGCCUAGUAAAUUAAAUGCAAAGCAAGAUGGUUUUGAAAAUGGUAAUGUAGGUGAAUCUGAGAAGAAUAGUCAACUUGGUAUCCACUCUAUUUAUAUCGUCCCUUUUCAAUGUCCAGAAUGUGAAGAAUGUUUUGAAUCACAACAGAUUCUCAGUGGACACAAGUGUUUUCCUGUCAAAGGUGGCAAAACUCCAAGCAGGCUCAAAAGAAACUACAGCUAUAAAACUACUGUUAAAAAAAUCUUGACCAAGCUUAAACGUGCUGGGGGUAAAAAAUUAGAUGACUUUCAAUCUGAGAAUAAAGUAUUUAAAAAUAGUUUCUUGAAAAAAUAUGAUCUUGUUUCGGGUGAGCAAAACCCUGAACAUUCCCAGAAAGUGCUUAUGGGUUCUCUUUUCAAUCAUGGAACCUAUAAGACUGUUGGUAGUAAAAAGAAGAAAGCAUUGACUUUGCCAUUAUCUUGGCAGAAGCACUUCCAAAGCCAAAAUUUGGGGAAAAAUUUGAAAAGUAUCCUUACAGCAGAAAACAUGUUGAUUCUGGAUAACCCAGUGAAUAAUAAAGAUGUGCCUAUGUAUGACCCAUCAGGUGAGAAAUUCUCUGAUAAUUAUGAAGUGCUUCAGUGUGGUUUUUCAGUUAUAAGCGAAAACAUGCAUACUGGACAUAAGAUAUGUCCUUGUGACAAAUGCGAAAAAGUAUUUCCUUCCAUAUCCAAACUACAAAGACAUUAUUUAAUUCAUACUGGACAGAGGCCUUUUGGCUGUAAUGUUUGUGGGAAGUCUUUUAGACAGUCAGCUCAUUUAAAAAGACAUACAUUAACUCAUACUGAAAAGAUUCCUUAUAGAAGAUCUCUUCGCCAAGUAGAAUUGGAACACUUGGACAAACUUUUCAGUUAUCCAAGUGAUAGUGUUAACUGUAAUGCUUCCCAGCAGUGUCAAACUCCUAGUUUUCAAAACCAUGAGAUCUCAGAUUCAGAUCAAAUACCAGAAAUAAAAGUUAAGUCAGAGUCGGAGGAUUUCAUUCUUGGUACCCCCUACCGGAAAAGGCAGCCCUAUCUCUCUAAUGAGCUUCUAGACUCACAACAGAACCAACAUAGUCAUUGCUGUAAUUAUUCAGAGUCUCCAGAGAGGAAUGAUGGCCUUCUUUACCAAUGCAGUGUUUGUUCUAAGAGUUUUAGGUCUCCAUCUAAAUUGGAAAGACAUUAUCUAAUUCAUGCAGGUCAGAAGCCCUUUGAAUGUUCAGUUUGUGGCAAAGCAUUCAGACAAGCUCCUCACUGGAAGAGACAUCAACUUACUCACUUUAAAGACCGACCAUUCGAUAAGUAGUUGUCUUAAAUUCUCUUAUGUAACUGAUUGAGCCUUUAACACAUUUCUGAUUUCUCUGGUGAUCUUGUUCUUAGGGCUUGAUACACACACACACACACACACACACACACACACACACACACACACACACUUUUUAUCAGAAGGCCUACAUUAGGUUGAAUGAUUUCUUAGGUACUUGCUUUUCAAGCAUAGUAAAGUAAAACACAUAGAAAACUAAAUAGUUCAUGAACAGCCAAAUUCAAUAUUUAAAAGGAAGAAUGUGAUGAUGACAAACUAAGCGUGUAUUUAAGUUUGAUAAAUACUUUUUAUUUAUAGUGUUACCUCUCAAAGAUGUGCCAAUAAUGAGUCACAUAGGUUUUAGGAAUUACUACUUUAACACCUUGAUUUCAAUACUUAGGUAAAAAUGGUGGGUUUUGGCUAUAGCAAAUAGCCCCACAAUAUUUCAUUAUAAAACAGCAGCAUAUUUUAGUCCAUGUAUGACUCAAAUUCCAGUGCAAUCUUUUUCUUAUAGUUUUAAAAUUAUAUUAAUGAGAAAGUGAAAAUGUAUUGAUCUUUUCCAAAUUAUAGUUGGGACUCCUGGUUUUACCUCCCUUUCCAACAGAUAACUCAAAAUGCUUUUUUACCCAUCUUGCUUUUGUCUUUCACCAAACAAUUUACAAGAGAGAGGGUAGGAUAUAUCUCUAUAUACUUGCCAUAUUUACUUACCAGGUAUAAUGUCCAAGUGCCAUAUAUUUUUGAUUUGUAUACAGUAUUUUGACAGGAAGUACUCUGCUUAUUAAUGAUUGGCAGACUCAGCUAUAAACCCUGCAUAGCCACAAGAGUUUUGCAUUUGUGUUAGUAAAACUUUGUUACAAUGCCUCUUUAAUUGGAUGGUUGUUUUUUGAGUUUACUUGUUAAGUUUGACCAAAUGGUAAUGACUGUGUGAUUUUAGUUUUUGUUACUCAUAUGAUUUGUGCAAGAUUAAUGCUAAAGAAAAUUAUUUGAAUCCUUAGUAAAUUGUUUUAAUAAGAUAAUUUUUAAUACUCAGUUCAGAAUGUCAUUUUUUAAACAGUACUGUCAUAAUUUGGCAGAGAGGAAUAUUUCACUUUUAAAAGAUUUAUAAGGAGAAAGUGUCCUUUAUAUUUACCAUUUUUCUAUCAAAUCUCUUGGAAUGGCAUAGACUAGCAACAAAAUAUUACCAAAAUAAAAGAAAAACAGGUGGGUAUUUAUCCUAGCAUGAUAAAAUACAGUGACAAGCUCUCUAUUGGAAAUAAAUGGCUACAUGAACAGUUAUAACUUGUACCUUGGACUAAGAUCUGUCUUUGGAGGCAGAAAGAGGGAUAUAUUAAGGGUGGUCUGCUGAUGUUACAGGUGAAUUUUGAGAAACCAUUUAAGGAGAUGAAUACUAUUAACAUAAAAACCCAAAGAUGUGCAAAUGUGCAGAAUAAGAUGUUUUACAAAUACUCUCUUUAGGUUUUCUUGAUAUUCUCAAAUGCAAGCAAGUAGAUGGUUUGUAUAAAUUGCUUUACACAAAACCGUUCAAGAAUACAUCCAUUAUAUGAAAGCAAGAAAUAAUUAGCUCAUAUUUUCCAAGAAUAAAUAUUCAAGUGUUUUUUUCUUUUGAAAUGCUUGAAUUUAUAUAUUUAGAAAUUUUCCUAAAAUGUUUAUGUAAUUUUAUUUGAAGUAAAAUGUCUUGUAUACUUAUUUCCCACACUACUAGGGAGAGUCCUAAUAGUAGGGUACUUGUAUGAUUAUUACACUCUCUCCCCAAGUGGUAUUACUAUACAUUUUAUGCUUUUUUUGUCCAUCUUUUUUAAAACUGCUUCAUAUUGAAAGUUGGAAUACUGUAAAAAUUUGUUUAAAAUGUACUGCAGUGCUAUUUCAAGUACCCUGUAAGAAAAAGACCUUAUUACCUUUGAAAACUUCUUGUAGAAAUUUUCAUAGGAAUGAAAAUAAACUAUAUGUGCAUGCUAAGAAGAUUAAACUUUGAUAUUAUAUAAUGAUUUUGCUGCGUGCUUUAAUGGUAUUGUUGAAUCAGUGACAGGUUUUCUGGAAAAGAAAUAAACCUUGUAAAUUUCAAGAGAUUAGAAGAAAUAUUUUUAGGAAUUCUAGGUUGUAGCAUGGUUAUUUACUACAGUAACUUGAUUGGCUGAAUUACUGGGAAUAUUUCUUGUUCUAUAAUAGGGCCUACAAUUUUAGUACAAAAAUGUGUGUGUGUUCAAGAAAAAUAGAUGGUGGUUAUAAUUUUUAAAAACUUUAAAUUUCAGAAUAAA
This is a messenger RNA of Sorex fumeus (smoky shrew), 4646 nucleotides long. It is a transcript of the gene ZNF770, whose product is annotated as zinc finger protein 770. The coding region runs from base 304 to 2394 and encodes 696 amino acids. NCBI's taxonomy places the organism in Eukaryota, Metazoa, Chordata, Mammalia, Eulipotyphla, Soricidae. The transcript is spliced from 3 exons. The record is from RefSeq and is a predicted model, not a curated record.